AUCUCCAUCCCGCAGAUCUAUCCUGGGAAGGAAAUCUCUGGAUAACCGUUAUAUUAUGGGGACUUAUUGUGCAUCCACGAUUAAAAGACUCGAUCACCACUGAAACCAGAAUCAGCGUUACGCGCGACUUAAACCGACAACAGUUUUACGCGCGAAGUGAUCUUCACCUGUGUGGCAGGAUGAAGGUGACUCUCGGCUCUCUGGUGAUCACAGCCGGGAUCUGCGGGCUGCUGAGCUUCGCUUUCCUGGCCACUUCCCUCGGAACGCAGUACUGGUACAUCAUAGAGAUGAAUCCCAUGAAUGUGAGUGACUUUGAGGACAUGAGCUCCCACUCGGGACUGUGGAUCACCAACGAAGGUGAGAAGAAGGUAGACUCCAUUGACUCUUUCACAGCUGACUACUCCAGUUACUCUGAGACUGAGCUGCACCUGCUGAGCAUGCACAGUGCCAUAGUGGUGGUGCUUCCCAUCAGCCUGGUCCUGCUGCUGUUCGGAGGGAUCUGUGGGCUCGUCAGCUAUCUGGCCCGGAGCCCCGUCCUCCUCACCGGCACUGCCGCCUUCUUCUUCCUCUGCAGUCUGAUGACCCUGUGUGGUGUGAGCCUCUACAUGAUCUACUCUUACCAGGCGCUGUCGGAGACGGAGAGGCGGCUGGGGGCGGAGGGUCUGGCCUACGUCAACACCUCCUUCGGCUGGUCUCUGGGUCUGGCCUGGCUCUCCUACGGCCUGGAGCUCCUCACCGGCGUCCUGCUGCUGGUGGCUGCCAAGAUGGCCAAGCAGCAGGGCAGGAGUACCAGAGCCUGA
This is a messenger RNA of Eleginops maclovinus (Patagonian blennie), 800 nucleotides long. It is a transcript of the gene tmem235b, whose product is annotated as transmembrane protein 235b. The record is from RefSeq and is a predicted model, not a curated record. The coding region runs from base 180 to 800 and encodes 206 amino acids. NCBI's taxonomy places the organism in Eukaryota, Metazoa, Chordata, Actinopteri, Perciformes, Eleginopidae. The transcript has 4 exons. Gene Ontology annotation, cellular component: apical plasma membrane.